CCCCGUGACGACGCUUUCACAUCGGAAUCGCGGGUUUACCCGCACUAAUCCACCCCGAUUCCUCCAUUCCUGGCUCCAAAUCCACCACCACCUUUCUCCGAAGGAGAAUCCGUCGCUGUCCGGCUCGGCUUUAAUCCCUCACCCCCGUUCCUAAUCCUACCACCCGCCGCCACCUUCCCCCACCUUUAGCCUGCCCGCCUCCCUUUUGGGAAGGAAAGGAAUGCCGCACGCAGCCGCGGUGGUGCGCUGGUGGUGCUGACGACGACCCGAUCCGGCACGUUGGUGCUGGCGAGCUCGCGCCGCGCACCCAGAUUAUUCGCCAUUUCUUUUUCCUGUUAAUGAGAGUCGCGCCUGGCUGGCCCUGCCUGCCUGCCUGUGCUCCCCCCUCUCCCCUCUCCUUGUCGCGCUGUGCCUGUGCUCCCCCUCCUCCUCGCGUCGCCCUCCGCCCCCGCCCAAGCGCGUCGCCGCCGCCGACGCCGCGCGCCCCGAGCCGGAUCGCGAGGCGAUCGGCGACCGGGCCGAGGGGAGGAGAUCGCCCGUCGGCGCCGCCACCGCCGCCGAGCCGCGUCUCCUCCCGUCCGAUCGUGCUCGUGCCUGCCCGCAACACCUCUUGCCGCGCGCCGAUUCUCUCCAUACGGCUGCCUCGACUGCCCCAGAUGAUACAUGGCUCCCGUGUUAAACAUUGUUAUAGGCUCUCAUGUAUGGGUGGCAGACAAAGAUUUAACUUGGAUUGAUGGGGAGGUCUUCAAAAUUGAUGGUCAAAAUGCUCAUGUUCGCACAACCAAGGGAAAGACGGUUACUGCAAAUGUAUCAGAUAUACAUCCUAAAGACACAGAAGCACCACCUGAUGGAGUCGAUGACAUGACAAGGUUAUCAUACUUGCAUGAGCCCGGUGUUCUGGAUAAUUUGGCUGUCAGAUAUGCAAAAAAUAUAAUAUAUACCUAUACGGGGAACAUUCUGAUUGCCAUAAAUCCAUUCCAAAGGUUGCCUAAUCUCGUUGACGUCCAGACUAUGGAAAAAUACAAAGGUGCAAAUCUUGGAGAUUUAGAUCCUCAUGUAUUUGCAAUAGCUGAUGUCUCUUACAGGCAAAUGAUGAAUGAAGGAAAGAGUAAUUCCAUUUUGGUCAGUGGUGAAAGUGGUGCUGGAAAGACUGAGACUACAAAAUUGUUGAUGAGAUAUCUCGCAUUUUUGGGUGGUCGGUCUGGAACAGGAGGAAGGACGGUUGAACAACAGGUUUUGGAAUCUAACCCAGUCCUUGAAGCUUUUGGGAAUGCGAAAACUGUUCGGAACAAUAAUUCAAGUCGAUUUGGCAAGUUUGUGGAGCUCCAAUUCGACAAGAGCGGGAAGAUAUCUGGUGCUGCUAUUAGAACUUACUUGCUCGAGAGAUCUCGGGUCUGCCAAACUAGUAGUCCAGAGAGAAACUACCAUUGCUUUUAUUUCCUUUGUUCAGCACCGUCAGAGGAUAUUAAAAAAUAUAAGCUGGGGGACCCAUCUUCAUUUCACUACCUUAACCAGUCAUCUUGCAUCAGAGUUGAUGGAAUCAAUGAUGCUGAAGAGUAUCUUGCGACAAGAAAUGCUAUGGAUAUGGUUGGCAUCACUGAGGAAGAACAGGAAGCUAUAUUCCGGGUUGUUGCUGCUGUGCUUCAUCUUGGUAAUAUUAGUUUUGCGAAAGGGACAGAGGCAGAUUCAUCUGUAAUAAAGGAUGCCAAAUCAAGAUUCCAUCUCAAUACAGCAGGAGAGCUCUUGAUGUGUGACUGUGAAAAAUUGGAGAAUGCCUUGAUAAAGAGGGAAAUAAAUACGCCAGAAGGAGUUAUUACUACUACAGUUGGUCCUAAUUCUGCUACUGUUAGCAGGGAUGGCUUUGCAAAACAAAUAUACUCUCGACUAUUUGACUGGCUUGUAAAUAGAAUAAAUGCAUCAAUCGGGCAAGAUCCAAGCUCAGACAAAUUGAUUGGGGUACUUGAUAUAUAUGGCUUUGAAAGUUUUAAGACUAAUAGUUUUGAACAAUUAUGCAUCAACUUCACGAACGAAAAACUCCAGCAACAUUUUAACCAGAAUGUAUUCAAAAUGGAGCAGGAGGAGUACACAAGGGAGCAGAUUAACUGGAGUUACAUAGAGUUUGUUGACAACCAAGAUGUUCUUGAUUUGAUUGAGAAGAAACCAGGUGGCAUUAUUGCACUUCUUGAUGAAGCUUGCAUGUUUCCAAAGUCGACACACGAGACAUUAUCUCAGAAGCUGUAUGAAAAGUUCAAGAAUCACAAAAGAUUUGCUAAACCGAAACUUUCUCGUACUGCAUUUACAAUCCAACAUUAUGCUGGAGAUGUGAUAUAUCAAUCUGAUCAUUUCCUGGACAAAAACAAAGAUUAUGUGGUAGCAGAACACCAGGAAUUACUUAAUGCUUCCAGGUGCUCUUUUGUAUCAGUUUUAUUCCCACCAGCACCAGAAGAGAACACAAAAUCAUCAAAGUCAUCCUCAAUUGCUACUCGCUUCAAGAUGCAACUUCAUGAACUCAUGGAGACUUUAAGCUCUACAGAACCUCACUACAUUAGAUGUGUAAAACCAAAUAGUGUUCUUAAGCCUGCUAUUUUUGAGAACACCAACGUUCUACAGCAACUUAGAUGCUCGGGUGUUCUAGAAGCAAUUAGAAUCAGCUGCGCUGGAUAUCCUACAAGAAAACUGUUUCAUGAUUUUUUACAUCGUUUUCGCAUUCUUGCUCCUGAAAUUCUAAAAGAGAAUAGAAAUGAUGAAAAGACGACUUGCCAAAAGGUUUUGGACAAAAUCGGACUGGAGGGCUAUCAGAUAGGAAGAACUAAGGUAUUCCUUAGAGCUGGCCAAAUGGCUGAAUUGGAUGCUAGAAGAACAGAGGUGCGAAAUACUGCAGCAAGAGGUGUUCAGAGUCAGUUACGUACUCAUGUUGCUCGUGAGCAGUUCCUAAUACUGCGCAAUGCAUCUGUUUGUUUGCAAUCCUUUGUCAGAGCAAGAUUGGCUUGUAAACUGCAUGGAUUCUUGAGACAACAAGCAGCAGUGCUGAAAAUACAGAAAAAUAUACGCCGUUAUUUUGCACGGAGAACUUAUUCUCAGCUAUGCCUGUCAGCCAUUACAUUGCAGACAGGGUUAAGGACCAUGGCAGCUCGCAAUGAAUUCAAUUCUAGAAAUCAGGACAAAGCUUCUAUCCAUAUCCAGUCCCGUUGGCGUCGCCACAGAGAUAACUUAAGUUAUAUAAAGUUAAAGAGAGCAGCAUUGACCUACCAAUGUGCUUGGAGAGGAAGGGUUGCCAGAAGGGAACUGCGGCAGCUCAAAAUGGCUGCAAGAGAUACUCAAGCUCUAAAGGUGGCAAAGGAGAAACUGGAGGAACGUGUGGAAGAGCUAAUGAGCCGCUUGAGCUUGGAAAAGAAACUAAGGACUGAUCUGGAGAAGUCCAAAGCAACAGAAAUUUCUAAACUGCAGUCUGCUCUUCAUGACAUGGAACAGCGAGUGGAAGAAGCUGCCGCAAUGAAGGAAAACGAAUCAGCUAAAAAAGCUGUUGAAGAAGCUCUAGCUCAAGAAAGAGAAAAGAUCAGUUCAUUGACUUCUGAAAUUGAGGGCCUGAAGGUGCUACUAGUAGCAGAGCGAGAGGAAAAUGAUGUAACAAAGAAAGCACACGCGAAUUCCCAGGAAAGAAAUGAAGAACUGAAUAGGAAAGUCCAGGAUGCAGAUGAAAUGAUCAAGCAGCUUAAUGAUAUCGUGAAGAGACUAGAAGAGACUGUAAGAGAAGGAGAGGCCCUUUUGCUAACAGAGAAGCAGCAAAAGGAAGAAGCUAGUGCCGCACUAGCUGAAUCUCACCUACGAGAUCAAGCUUUUGCGAUCAAAAUUGAAGAGGCUGAGAAACAAAUCACUCUGCUCCAGGAAAAUGUUGAAAGAUUCGAAUAUAGCAUGGCAGAUCUGCAGUCUUCACUGACAAUUGAGAAGCAACAACAUGAGGCAAGUGUGGUAGAACUAGCUGAAGCACAAGGUAAAAUUGAGGAACUUCUGAGAGAAGUUGGGGACGCUGAUGAAAAGUCUACUCUGCUUGAGACUACUGUGCAAAGGCUUGAAGAAAGAUUAACCGAGAAUGAUGCUCUAUCAACUACAGAAAGACAAGAAAAUGAAGCAACUAAGAAAUUACUCAAUGAAGUUCAGGGUAAAAAUGAGGAAUUACUGAAGAAACUUGAAGAUGCUGGAAAAAAUAUUGUUCAUUAUCAAGACACCACCCAAAGACUCGAGGAAAAUGUAGCGGCAGUGGAGGUUUCCUUGAAAGAUGAAAGGCAGCAAAAUGAUGUGAUCAUGAAACAACUAGCAGAUGCCCAGGUAGAAAUUGUGGAGCUACAGAGGAACCUUGAAGGUGCUGAUAAGAGAAACAGUCUGCUUCAAGAUUCUUUACAGAGACUUGAUGAAGAAUCUACCGCAAGAGAUGCUUUAUUGGUAGCUGAAAAGCAAGAAAAAGAGGUGACCAAAAAGACACUAACUGAAGCUCUGGAUCGAAUCGAGGAACUAGUUAAAGAACUUGAGUGUGCUAACAACAGUAUGCAUCAGCUUCAAGAUAGUAUACAAAGACUUGAACAAAGUGCGUCUGCAAGAGAGGCAGUUUUACUAACAGAGCAUCAGGAGAAAGAUGCGAAAUCUAAAGCACUAGCAGAGGCAGAAGCGAGGAUUGAUGGUUUGCUGGAGGAAAUUUCUUCUGCUAAUAUAAAUAUUGAUCUACUUCAAAAAACUAUGAAAAGGUUAGAAGAGGGUGCAACAACAACAGAUGCUCUUUAUUUAGAAGAAAAGCACGCACACGAUCAAACCAAGAAAGUGUUCUCAGAAGCUCAAGAAGUAAAUCAGGAGUUGCUUAGGAAAGUUGAAGAAGCUGAUAAAAACAUUGGUCAUCUUCUAGAGAAUGUGGAAAGACUUGAAAAAGAUGCAAUGACAAGAGAGUCUUUGCUUCUUAAAACAAAGCAAAGUUACGAUGACACCAUAACUGAGCUAUUUGAAGCUCAGGAGACAAAUCAACAGUUAACGAGCAAAAUAGAGGACUCGGAUAACAAAAUCGGUCUGCUUGAAGUUUCGGUGAAAAGACUUGAAGAAAGUACAUCGGUCAUGGAUUCUCAAUUGGCAAUAGAAAGACAUGAAAACAGCAAAUUAAGGAGCGAACUAUCUGAUGCUCGCCUAAGGAUCGAUGAAUUACUAAAUGAAGCGCAAGAUAACCAUGCAAGUCUAGCAGAGCGUGAUGAUAUGAUAAAGAGGCUUGAAGAAAAUGUCAGCACAAAGGAGACUUUGUUGCUAACUGAAAGAGAACAAAAUGCUUCAACCUCAAAACUGCUUGCAGAAGAACAGUUGAAAAUUGCUGAAUUAAUAAAGAAUAUUGAAGAGGCACAUAGAAAAUCUGACAGCCUUCAGACUACAAUAGAAAGGCUUGAAGAAGAUGGCACUGCCAAAGAUGUCUUGCUGCUAACAGAAAAGCAAGCACAUGAGGCAACUCGGAAAACUCUAGUUGAAGCUCAGGAAAGAAAUGAAGAAUUGCUCAAGAAAAUUCACGAUGAUGAUAAAAAUAUUCUUCAGCUUCAAUUUACUAUACAGAGGCUUGAAGAAAAUACAGCUACAAAGGAGAAUUUGUUGUUGAGAGAAAGAGAACAAAAUGAUGCAACAACGAAGUCGCAAAUUGAGAGCCAAGAAAGAAGUGAAGAGUUACUAAAGAAAUUUGUGGAUGUUGACAGGAAAAUUGAUCUUCUUCAAGAUAGCAUAGAAAGGCUUGGAGAAAGUUCAACAACAAAGGAUGCUUUGUUACUAUCUGAGAGACAAGAGAAGGAUGCAAUGAAGAAAGAACUUGCUGAAGCUGGAGAGAAAAAUGGAGAGUUACUAAUGAAAAUUGAAGACACUAAUGAAAAAAUUGAACAUCUUCAGAAUACCAUAAUUAAGCUUGAGGAAGAUAUAGCAGCAAAAGAUGUUUCGUUAGAAGCUGCACGGCAAGAAAAUGACUCAAUCAGAAAAUCUCUUACUGAAGCUCAAGAAAGAAAUGAGGAAUUACUCAGAAAAAUUAGUGAUAAUGAGUACCGGAUCCACUUACUUCAAGACACAGUGCAAAAGAUUCAAGUAGAUGCAAUAUCAAGAUUGUCUUCGUUUGUGAUGGAAAAACAAGACAGUGAUGUUGCCAAGAGAGCUCUUACUGAAGCUCAGGAAAGAAACGAGGAUUUAUUGAAGAGAAAUGAAGACCUCCUUAACAGGAAUAAUGAUUUGGUUAAAAAAAUUGAGGAGUCAGGCAAAGUUAUAACUCACCUUCAGGAGUCCCUACAAAGAAUUGAAGGAAAAGCAGCCAACUUAGAGGCUGAUAAUCAUGUUCUCCGUCAGCAAGCAGCUGCUACUCCACCUUCUACUGCCAAAUCUCCACCCUCACGUUCAAAGAUCACAAGGAUUCAUAGAAGCCCAGAGAAUGGGCAUGUUUUGAACGGUGAACUAAGGCAGGCUGAGAUGAGGCCAUCAGCUGGCAUGCCAGAAGCAACACCCCCAAUAGGCAAUGCUCCCAACUCGAGUAAUCAAAAAGACUUUGAACACGGAGAAAAACUGCAAAGAGUGCUUAAUCAGAAACAUCAGCCCCAGCAGCCCCAAGAUGACCAGCAGUGGUUACUUACUUGCAUUCCACAAUAUCUCGGAUUUUCUGGGAGCAAGCCUGUUGCCACUCUUCUUAUAUACCAGUGUCUUCUUCACUGGAGAUCAUUUGAAGCCAUGAAGACUGGUGUAUUUGACAGAAUUCUGCAUGCUAUAAACUCUGCAAUAGAGGCUGAACAUGAUGUGAGAACAUUGGCAUAUUGGUUGUCCAACUUAUCUGCAUUAACAGUUCUCCUUCAACGAUCAUUCAAAACUACUAGGACCGCACUCUCAACCCCGCAAAGGCGAAGAUUUUCGUCUGAGAGGACAUUUCAUACAAGUCAAACUUCAAAUGCUGGGCUUGCUUAUCUCGGCGGGCAAUCAGUUGUUGGAGCUACCGGAUUACCCCAAGUUGAAGCAAAAUAUCCAGCUUUGCUCUUUAAACAGCAGCUUGUGGAUCUAAUUGAGAAGGUUUACGGUAUGAUAAGUGACAGCGUGAAGAAGGAACUAAACCCUUUACUUGAAUUGUGCAUCCAGGAUCCACGAACUUCUCACUCAAAUCUGGCAAAAAGCAAUACAAAUGGCUUGGGACAACAGAACCAAUUAGCACAUUGGUUAAACAUCGUGAAAGUCCUCGCCAACUAUUUGGAUGUAUUAAAGGCGAACCAUGUCCCAUCAAUUUUGGUGCAUAAAUUGUUCGUACAGAUAUUUUCACUGAUUGAUGUUCAGCUAUUUAACAGGCUCCUUUUGCGGCGUGAGUGCUGUUCAUUUAGCAACGGGGAAUAUGUCAAAGCUGGACUAGCUGAGCUAAAACACUGGUCUGAUAAUGCUACUCGAGAGUUUGCAGGUUCGGCCUGGGAGGCAUUGAAGCAUAUCAGACAGGCUGUUGAUUUCUUGGUGCGCGUUCUUUUUAACUUACUGAAUAUUAGUUCCCCAAUAGUGUUUUAUUCACAAAUACAUUUUAUUCCUAUUUUUCACUUUUGCCAGGUGAUUUCUCUUAAGCCAAUGAGAACACUAAGAGAGAUACGUGCUGAUGUGUGCCAAGCCCUCAGCAUACAGCAGCUAGAGCGCAUAGUUGGUAUGUACUUGGAUGACGUCAAUGGUUCAAACACUAUUUCAGCAGAGUUCGCAUCAAGCUUGAAAGCUGCAGCGCGUGAGGAAGCAAAUACUGUCACAACUUUCUCUAUACUGCUAGAUGAUGAUUCUAGUAUACCUUUUUCACUCGAUGAUAUUACAAAGACAAUGCCAAUCAUUGAGAUGGCUGAUGAUGACUUGCUACGGUUUGUCCGUGAAAACCCAGGCUUUGCGUUUUUGUUGCAAAGAGGGGAAUAGUUAUUUUUCUCACUGUGGAGCCUUCGGCAGCUGUGGAUAAACCAGGAGUUCCUGUUUGUAGGUUGUACAGUAUGCGUGAUUCUUUUUAUACCAGAUAGCAAGCCAUUGAGGAGUAGUUCCUAGGAGAGCUUAGGUAUCUGAUUUCGAUUGAUUGGUUCGUUGAUUGUAAAUUUGUGUCCAGUUUUUCAUGCCAUGUUUUCUUUUCAAUUAUGUUGGGCUUGUAUACCAAGGGGACAAGGGAAAAGUCCCUGUAUAAGCUUAGUAUAAUACAAAGUUUUGCUGUAAUUAGUGAAGCUGUACGUGUGUUGUAAAUUGUUACAGAAAAUGAGUUCUGCUGGUAUAGAAUAAUGGCAUUGUGGUUGGCUUGUUUGUGCCUUCAA
Molecule: messenger RNA, 8294 nt
Organism: Triticum aestivum (bread wheat)
Lineage: Eukaryota; Viridiplantae; Streptophyta; Magnoliopsida; Poales; Poaceae
Product: myosin-17
Exons: 52
Coding region: 664-7914 (2416 amino acids)
Biological process (GO): actin filament organization
Cellular component (GO): actin cytoskeleton; cytoplasm; membrane
Molecular function (GO): actin filament binding; microfilament motor activity; ATP binding
Source: RefSeq, a predicted model, not a curated record